AUGCAUUUAUGGCCAUUCAGUCCACCUCAACUUCUUAAAGUGUCCCCUAGAUCAACAGCACUCUCCAACGAACAGAUUAACGAUAAUGAAAUAAAACAAUGUCUCACAUUACCUCAAUCUAACGUAACAAUUUUUCUACAUCCAUGUAGAGUUCAAAUUUACAAUUUCAAACCAUUCGCCUUGGUAGCAUCCCAUGAAAGAACUCAAAAAUCAAUAGAUGAAUUUGGUCAGAAUAAAUUCAUGGUAAGUUCAACAUCCUUCUCACACCCAAUCAAAGGAUUAAUGAAUGAGGAAGAAACUAUAAAUAUAACUGCUUCGUUACAAAGGAAAUCUAUAGUCUAUGUGAUUACUGAAAAGAACUACAUUCUAAUUUAUCAAAUCUUGAAAAAUUCAUCUAAUGUAACCAUCUUCCAAGACUAUGGUAUUCUUGAUUUAGGUUCCAGUUUUUCUAAGGAACCAUUGAGCAACGAAUUUGCUAUCAGCCAAGAUAGUAAUGAUGAUGGUAAUGAUGAUACAGAUGAUGAUACGUUGACCGUUUAUGAUAAAAACAACACUUCAAAGAUUAUCCAAAAUGGGUAUAUUGUAUCUAAGGCUAAGGGAUUUUUGAAUUUUCUUACCAAUACUCAAGACGAUUUAGCUGAAUUACCAGUGAAAAGAUUGGAACUUCGUUUGAAAGUGGUAUUGAAGUUUGAUUAUGAAAUUUUAGAUGUGGUUGGCUUCAAGAGAUUUGCCAAAAUCGGAGAUGGGAAAUUUGAAGAAAAUUUACUUAUAUUGUUCCCUCAUGGAUUGCAAAUCCUUAAUCUAAUAGAUUUCAAAUUAAAUAAGAGUCACCUUAUAAAUAUUAAAGACUCUAAAAGGAUUUGUAUUUUACAAAAUCAAUUGUUUGUAAUUGCUGAAGACAAAGAGAAAAAUAAAAUUACCAUACAUGAAAUUGAUGCAGAAAAUCAAAAAACAGAAGAAAUAACCAUCGAUGGUACUUCAAAACCAUUUAAGUCAUGCUUUACAUUUAAUAAGAGAAUUGUUUUCAUACACGAGAAUAUUGUCAGAUUUUAUGAUCCUAUCAAGAAGAAACUCUCUCAUUCAUGGAAUACCUCAACGAAGAAUAAUAUUUGUAAACCUUUGAAUGAUGAUGUACUCUUGGUAAUUUCAGAAGAAAACAAUUUCUACGUAUUUACAAAGUUUGGUAACCAAUUAGUUUCAUAUGAGAAAACCCAUGAAUCAGAUAAACAACCUGCACUUAAUUAUUCAGAUUUUUCAUUUUGCAAUAAAACAUUAAUAACCACAUCAAAGAAUGGAGAUUAUAAAAUAUGGCCAUAUUGGGAAGAAUCCAAACAGCCAUUUUCUGAUUUCCGUACCACAAAACCAUACAUUUUGCAUAAUAAUAAAAAUGAAAUAUUAUUAUAUUCCCCAACAAAUGAAUCUACAUCAAAUAAAGAUAUUUUCCAAUCUAUACGGUUACCGACAAAAACAAUAAAUAACUACUACCCUCUAGUUAGACUUAAUUCCACAUCAAAACUUUUGUCCACAUUUAUUGCGAAUAAGAAUUUAUUGUUAAUAUAUAAUACCGACACCAAUAAUUGGUAUAAUUUCCCACAUGUUACGAUCCUAGAUAUGCAAUGGUUGGGCCAUACAUAUUUAGUUUGCUAUGCACAGAAAGAAGAUGGAUCGAGAUCAAUUCAAUGUUUAAAUUUUCCCUUACAAAACUUAGGAAACCGUGAAUUUUCUGAUUUAAUUAUUUGGGAAUAUGAUUUAACUGAAGACAUGAACGUUAUUAGUAUCCAUGUGAACAGUUUGUUUAAAUAUAAGCUAUUGAAAUUGAAGAAUAAAGAUGAAAAAAACUCUACUACACCAAAUGAAGUUUUUUUCAAGACUGCUGAAAUUAUACUGAUUACUAAUCACGAACUUAUUGUACUUGAUGUUAUAUCUACAAUCCAUUUAUCUGGAAUCAAUAUCAUUAAGAAAUUGCAUCAAUUUGCUAGAGUGACUCUUCCUGAAGAUAUCGAUGGAAGAGAUAUCAAAUGGGUCACGAAUUAUAGAGAUGGAUUAUUAUUUUUGUCAGAUGAUAAGAUAUUUAAGAUUGAGAAAAUAGCUAGUGAGGAAUGGCUAUCUGUAAUGUUACUGGAGAAGGUGGAAAGAAUAAUCGAUGUUCUUCGAGAAGAGAUUUAUCUAAUCCAUGAGAAUAAAUAUACUAUCUAUAGAUUAGAUGAUUUAUGGGAUGAUAAAGAACCAAUAUUGACAAUUCCAGUGGAAGAAAAUUCAUAUAUUAUAUCUGCCUCCCCAGGAACAGCAACAGCUUAUACAUUGGAAUGUGUCUUCACAGAGGGUUCAUCUAGAUUAGUAGUGAAACAUGACAUUUAUUUGGAUAAAGUUAUAUGUGCAAAGAUAGAGCAAGAGGUAGAUCCGGAGGAAAUUACAAUUGAGUUCCGUCAAUUGAAACAUUACAAUUUUGCCCUAGAGAAAAUCCUAUCCUCUAAAAUGCUAUCGGAUGAUCCGUUGGAUAAGAUAAUAGCGCUGAUAAAAUACAGUGAUGAAUUCGGUGAUCCUACCAAACAUACCAACUUGCUUGAGAUUGUAAGCAACUGUUUAAGGAAGAUUGAGACAAAGUACUGGAAUAAACUAUUUACCAGCUUGCAAAUGACCCCUAGGGACCUAUUAGGAUAUUGCAUUGAUGGUAAUGAAUCCAGGAUAUUGGGGAUAUUAUUUUUGGUGUUUCUAAAUUAUGAUGAAACGGAUCUUGUACAAGAUUUGAAGAAAAAUGCUUCUACUUCAGGAACCGAAACAAUUCCUGAAGAUGAAACCGUUACACAGUACAAAACAGAUAAUUCUGUAGUUAGUCUAGUGAAAGAUGAAGAACUAAUGUUACAAAUACUUCGUGUAUUAGUUACUAGUGCCGCAACAGCAACGGAUGCAACAAAGGCUGUCGACGCGUGGGAUAUGUGUUUCCAGUUAGCCAGACUAAUGAAAGAACUAGAUAAAGAGAAUAAUACUCAAUUAGUUCAAGACGCUAUGAAAAUGUUCCAGUGA
Molecule: messenger RNA, 3024 nt
Organism: Naumovozyma dairenensis CBS 421
Lineage: Eukaryota; Fungi; Ascomycota; Saccharomycetes; Saccharomycetales; Saccharomycetaceae
Gene: RIC1
Product: Ric1p
Exons: 1
Coding region: 1-3024 (1007 amino acids)
Biological process (GO): retrograde transport, endosome to Golgi; intracellular protein transport
Cellular component (GO): Golgi membrane; Ric1-Rgp1 guanyl-nucleotide exchange factor complex; cytosol
Molecular function (GO): protein binding
Source: RefSeq, a predicted model, not a curated record